Xyrichtys novacula (pearly razorfish) is the source of this 6894-nucleotide messenger RNA. Lineage: Eukaryota; Metazoa; Chordata; Actinopteri; Labriformes; Labridae. The record is from the annotation of a GenBank genome assembly.
AGAGCGGCGCCCCACCACCGCCUUUGCGUCAACCAGCCCUCUCUCACACACACACACAGUCAGUGACACAACACAACACAACAUCAGCCCUGAGCUCGCAGCAUCCGCAUCUCACGGCCAGCAGGACCAGGAGCACAUCCUCAUCCCAGCAUCCAUUCCACAACUGCCUCUGCCAUCGUCUGCACACUGCAGAGUCACGGCGUGCUCGCUCUCUGACUCCACUCGGAUUAUUUCUCUUUGUUGCAUUUUGUGUUCCUCGGGAUGGUUUGAUGUUUUAACCGCGAUUGGGAGGGAAAACAGGAUCCAGACGCGGAACAUCGCUGUCCUAACGCAGUUACAUCCCGACCGAGCAGGAAUCUGGUAAGUUUGUUUUCCUUUAGAGACAUAUUCGUGCGAAAAAGCGUGAAAAUUAUGAGUUUUUGUUAAGAAAAAUAGAUCCGUAGUUAAAUUUAAUCGAGGAAAUAUGUCAGUAAACCAAUUAUACACGGUCUAAUCUAAGAACAAAAAGCAAGAUAUAAACAUCUACAUGGGGGAGAUAAGGAUUUUCAUGGUUUUGCCCCCGCCUUUUACGCCCUGCAUUUUCAUUUCGACGCAGCCGCUCAGAUUCAGCACCACGGAGAGCUCCCGAUGUGCACAAGUGCUCCUCCCAGCCAGCACCCCUGCAUGCUUUAAAUUCAACCCCCUUCAGCCACAUUAAAGCUGCUGCUGUGGAAUUUACCCGCUAUUAACGAAUCUGGUUGAUGGGAGGGUGAUGGAAUGAAGGAUCGAGCCGCCUGGAUCCUGCGCAUGUCGAUCCAUCGCGUCUCUUUACAAACGCAGAGGUACCGCAGUGAGGAGGAAAACAUGUCGUGCAAAGAAAUAACAUCUUAUUUUCUCAUUGUUUUCAUCUUAUUUUAAAAGGAGGUCACAGAUUUGACCUUGGAUUUGCGCUUUAACUCUGUGAAUCUGAUGUGAAUCAGCUCGACCUUCACCUGUUAUUAAGGUGUUUACGUUUCUGUCUUCCAUUUUAGUGAGAGGGGUGGCGCGUGGUUCACUCGUCGGCCAUUGCCCAUAAAAUAUGAAUCUCUCACCAUGAAAUAUUAAUGCAUUUACUAUAUAGAAUCCAUUUAUACCGAAUGUGGUGCAGGAUUCUUUUGAAUACUUGAUGCACAAUCACAUUCUUGAUUAUUUGCACGUUCUUCUCCUGCAUAUUUAAAACGCAGAUUUUGCAUUACACCACUCUAAAAGCUUUAUAAUGUUAGCAUUGAUUGAUCGUGUGCUGCUAGGAGGAUCCAUACUGUUUGAAUUUAUUAGUAUGAGCUAAAGGCUGAUCCAUUCCUGCUCCUACUGAGUCAGAUCAAUGCUGCUUAUCAGCCUGAGGUCCAAUCAGAUAAAGCACUUUGCAGAAGGACUGAGAUUGUAUCAGUUAUAAGCCGGAUCAUUAUGGAUUUUAAACAACAUCGACAAUAUUUUUAGCACUUUUUGGAAACACCAAUGUAUGAUCAAAAGGUGGAAUGGAUUUUUCUGAUUAUUUUUCUGAUUAUUGAUCUUUUCUGCCUCCAGCAGGCGCAGACAGAGAGCUGAAAAACAAAAGAGACCGUUAAAGCCAAAGCGAUCGCAUCUCCCCGGUUUUAGAUGCCCAGCUGCAGCCUGUAGCCCGGGACCCUUCAGCUCCCAGAAGCAACGAGGCUCUGAGACACUCAGGACCCCCCCUCUGGUAGACGCUCCUUUGACCCAGUGCGGCUGAAGCCCCUGGACGCCCUCCACCGUCACCAUGGGAACCGUGCUGUCUCUAUCCCCCAGCUACAGGAAGGCGGCUCUGUUUGAGGACGGCCCUGCCACCGUGGGUCACUACACGGCCGUCCAGAACAGCAAGAACGCCAAAGACAAGAACCUGAAGCGCCACUCGCUUAUCAACGUGCUGCCAUGGAAACGGAUUGUAGCAGUGUCGGCGAAGAAGAAAGGCUCCAAGAAGGUGCAGCCCAACGGGACCUACCAGAACAAUGUCACCCACCUGAACAAUGAGAACCUGAAGAAGUCGCAGUCGUGCGCCAACCUGUCCACCUUCACCCAGGAUCAGAGCACCCCAGCUCUCACCAAGACCUCCAACAACACAGCAUCGUCCGUGAAAAAGGCCCCUCUUGCCAACUCCAAUGUGGCCCCCGGGACCCCAAAGAGGGUGAUUGUGCAGGCCUCCACCAGUGAGCUCCUGCGCUGCCUGGGCGAGUUCCUGUGCCGGCGCUGUUACCGGCUCAAACACCUGUCACCCACUGACCCUGUGCUGUGGCUGCGCAGCGUGGACCGCUCCCUGCUCCUCCAGGGUUGGCAGGACCAGGGCUUCAUCACCCCGGCUAAUGUGGUCUUUGUCUACAUGCUAUGCCGUGACGUGGUCUCCUCUGAGGUAGCCACGGAGCACGAGCUGCAGGCCGUGCUGCUCACCUGCCUCUACCUGUCCUACUCCUACAUGGGCAACGAAAUCUCCUACCCGCUCAAGCCCUUCCUGGUGGAGAGCUCCAAGGAGACCUUCUGGGACCGCUGCUUGUCCAUCAUCAACCUGAUGAGCGCCAAGAUGCUGCAGAUCAACUCAGACCCGCACUACUUCACUCAGGUGUUUGCGGACCUGAAGAACGAGAGCCAGAAGGAGGAGGAGAGGAGCCGCCUGCUCAUCGGCCUGGACCGGUGAGGGAAAGCUGGGGGGAGGGGGGAGCAUAGAGGGGGUUAGGGGGAGGUGGGGCGUACUCCAGUCUGGCAUUUUGACACGUUUGAAAGGAUUUUUGUGAUGAUUUUGAUACGUCAUGGUUGAAACUGCUGUCGGUUGAGGACAAUUGGUUAGGAUUUGACAUUCAGGCAUAAUCAGGUAUAAAACAGGGAUGAUAAAGUCGACUUGUCGGCGCCUUUCUUACAUCAAAGUGCUUCAAAAUGAGGAAAAGAGAAAUAAUUAAAUGAGAGCUAAAAUCACAAAGAAAGGGUUUAAAUUUAAUAAAACUAAACGUUUAAAAAGGCCAGCAGGACAGUCUAAAACAAAGUCUGAUGAUAUACAGACACAGAAAACCAGUCUGUAUCAUCCUCAGUCCUCACAGUCUAAAAAACUCUCUUGGCCUCUAAAGUUUUUCGUCUUUCUUACUGAUGCCCAUGACGGCAUUUAUAAAUUAUAGUGAAUUUAAAGUUAAGUGUGUCUGCAGGGUACCUGGAUGGACAUCAAAAAUUAAAAGAAAAGAAGUAUAAUGAAAGAGUGAGGCUGUGCUAGCUGGACUCUAAAGUGAGGAGAGGAGCAUUAACUAGUUACUUAAGAUAGAGGGACUUUUUGAGCAUCUGUAUGUGAGGCUGUAACUGAAAAAACAGGUUAGGAGGUGGGAAAGAGAGCAGGCUAAGCUAGCUAAAGGCUGGUCUCUUUUAUUGGGAAAGAAAACAGCCUAAGCUAGCUAAAGAAAGCAGGCUAAGCUAGCUAAAUGAACAGCCUAAGCUAGCUAAAGGUUUUACUCUUUUGUUGGGGAAGAAAACAGCUUAAGCUAGCUAAAGGCUGUUCUCUUUUGUUAGGAACAAAAACGGGCUAAGCUAGCAAAAUGCUAAAGUGAGGAGAGUAGUAUUUACUAGUUUCUUAAGAUAGAGAGACUUUUUGAGCAUCUGUAUGUGAGGCUGUAACCGAACAAACAGAUGAGGAGGUGGGAAAGAGAGCAUACUAAGCUAGCUCAAGGCUGUAUUCUUUCAUUGGGAAUAAAAUCAAGCUAAGCUAGCAAAAGGCAGUUCUUUUUAUUUAAGAAACACAAUUGGGCUACGCUAGCUAAAUGAACAGGCUAAGCGGGCUAAAAGCUGUACUCUUUCAUUGGGAUAGAGAACAGGCCAAGCUAGCUAAAUGAACAGGCUAAGCUAGCUAAAGGCUGUUCUCUUUCGUUAGGAAUAAAAACAGGCUACGCUAGCUAAAGGCUGUUCUCUUUCAUUGGGAAAGAGAACCUUUAGCUAGCUAAAGGAUAUAGUUAAAAAAGGAGUAGCCUAUUAACUAGUUGCCUAAGAUAGAGGGACUUGUUGAGCAUCUGUUUGAAAGGCUGUAACCGAACAAACAGGUUAGGAGGUGGGAAAGAGAACAGGCUAAGCUAGCUAAAGCCUAAAGUGAGGAGAAGUUGUAGCUUGUUGUUUACGUUGUUUUACUUCAAAUUAACUCCUUUUUUCCAAUUUUAAAUCGUGUUUAAUGGAUAACAGUCGCUCUGCUAGCCAGGAGCAGGAGGGGAAAGGCGACUGUCAUCCGUUUGUCUGAGACGUGCAUCAAAUAAUCGAGGCCAAAUUCUAUUUUCAAGCGAGCAAAGGAUGGAUAAUCUGUAACCUGAGAAUGAAAGCUUUUUUGAGUGCUACUGAAACAGAAAAAAAUGCCAGACUUGGGUAAAUCCUUUUGCUUACAUACAGAUAUAUAUCUAUAUAAAUCUUUCAAAAACAUUCAGAAAAAGGACUGAACAAAAAGAGACACUAGAAAAGGGAGCAAACAUCUACAGCAAUGAAUGUGGACAGGACUGAGGCUGCAGCAGCCCACCAGUGACCUUCUGACUGUUUGACGAUGUGAUGUGCACUGCCUACUGCAGGAGGGUGAGGGCCAUCGCCUGACUGGCUUUCUCCACGCAUCACAGAUGAGCGAGCAUCCACGGCUGCAAAACCCGGCUCUCUGGAACGCCAACACCACCGUCUCCUCCCCUCCAUUACCACGGAUACGACCAGACAAUUUCUGCUGCAAUGCCUAUCUGAAAAAGAACGGCAGCGGCCAUUAAUGCUGGAUCCAUGUUUUUGCAGGACUUUUACGCUACCAGGGAAGAGUGGAUGGACUUUAUGGUUGCAUUGCAUUGUGGGACUUUUGAUAAGAGGACAUCAGCCGGAGGAGGUAUGGCCACCGUUAAGUGGUCAUACUGUGUAUUAAAACUUUAUUUUCAUCUAGAAAAAAUACAAGUUAAUGGAUGUUUUACUCCCCAGAGGCUAACACCGAUGGAGGCUUAUUUAUUGCUUUUCUGGAACAAGUUUUCGUUGAUUUUCAUUCUUUUUUACUUAGAAAUGUAACGUUUUGCACGUGUGCCAUGCGAUUUUUUUUUUUCAAGGAGGAGAGCAGGAGCAACUAUUACAUUACUUCUUUUUACUUGAUUUAAAAACCAACUGCAUCUGCAUUAGAGAAUGCUGUGAACAAAGUGACACUAGUUUUUUUUAGCUAUGCUUGCUAAAAUAGGCUAUUUGUUUAACCAGGGAACUUCUUUUUGUACUGUUGUCGAUAGGUUGUGUUGCAACCACUCUUGAAUGAUGUUUUUGAUUUUGUGCUUAUGAUUCAGCAUAGAAAAUGUUAAAAACAGUGCCAUAUCUUUGAUGGAAACCCCACAAGUCUGAGAGCUACUGAACUGUUUGUCCUGCUGGUGGUUGCCGGGAGGGGGGGAUUUUCAUCUUCUAAUAACUACUUACUGACACCUAAUUUAUUGCCAUUUAUGUAUUUAUUUAGGCACAUUUGAUGUAAAUGGAAGAGGAGAUUUUGCAAAGGGAAGGACAUGAUGUGAGGAGGUUUUGCAGGUGUGCUUAUCUUUGGUGGGAAUGAAGAUUGAUUUGGUUUAUGCAAAUGGUUGUUGCAGGUAUUCAUUGAUCGACAUGUAAUUAGAAAGCCCUUUAGAUCAAAACCAAUGCUUAAUCUGACCAUCACCAAAGUCACAUCAACAAGGACACCUUGAGGAACACAACACUGACAUUAGCGCCCUGAAAACAUCUUUUUAUCCUGCAACACUGGAGCUAACCCGCCCUGCUGUGCCACAUAUCACAGAUAGUAAGCACACGCGUUUUUCCACCAGAAUAAAACGACUCUAUCUGCAGAAAAGCACAGCUUACCUUGAGGAUAAUCCAUCUGCAUCACCUCUUUGUUAGAACAAAUGCAAGGUAGGAUGUAGGAGCUGCAGCAGAUGAGGAUAACACUCGAUUAAAUGGUGUGCAACAGCCAAAACAGAGAGCAUGCAGCAGCUUCAGUAUUUCUCUCCUCAAUCGUAUGAGAAAGUGGUUUCUCUGAUCAUCCAAACAAAGAGAAACUCUGCAGACUCUUUAGCGGUGUUAAUGGACAGGCUGUGCCAACAAAAGGCUUCUGUCAUGUUUUUAAAGUUGUUCCAAGAGAGCGGAAGGCUUCCCCCGUCUGCUGUGUUUGUGUGAGUCAGAGGAAAAUGCAGCUCCGAUUGUCACAUCCUGGAGUUAGAUCAAUGACAGAAACUUCUUUUGGAGCGUUUUUUUUAGCCGCACAAAAAAGAGGGCGCAGACUUUGGAUGGGCUUCUGCUCUGGCAGGAAAAAGCAGGUGAUCUGGGUCCCCGAAAAACAAAGACCCUGAAUCCUUUUCUGUCCGUCCACCUGCCCCGACUCACUUGAAAUGUGCCAUUUUUUUCCCACUUUGCAUCAUUGAGUAGUUGUUUGAGACUUUCAAAAGCUUAUAAAAUAUGAAAAAAGACUCAAGUGAUAGUUCAAGAUUUCUGUCAAAUUCUUUUCUGUAUCUUGUUGCGUACUUUGUAGAUAAAAACGACGAAACAGUGGUGAAGAGGUUCAAAAAGGGAGACAUUUGAGGGCUGCAUGUGUGUGUGAACGUGUGUGUGAGUGUGUGUGUGAGUGUGUGAAUGGCAGUGUUUUAUUUGUACAGAAGAAUGUGUGACACAUUGUUUUCUUAUGGACUCGGAGUAAACACAGAUCACACUGGUACCAGGACUUGGUUUUCCCUUCGCAGUGGUGAGGGAGGGGCGUCGACGCUGUUCAAUAAAAAUGUUCUUUUUGGAAAAAGACAAAAAAGCUCUCGCUGUAAUUGAAAAUUUUUUCAGUUAGUUUCUGCUUAUUUUAAUUUAUUUUUGUACUGUGAUGGAAAAUAAAAAUGCACUGAUCGUUCAAGACGGCCGUUUGUCUUUUUGUGCCUGACUCACAGGUGGUUAUUU